Messenger RNA from Neomonachus schauinslandi (Hawaiian monk seal), 1287 nucleotides. RefSeq names its product SH2 domain containing 5 (gene SH2D5). The transcript has 9 exons. The record is from RefSeq and is a predicted model, not a curated record. Bases 1 to 1287 code for a protein of 428 amino acids. Gene Ontology annotation, cellular component: postsynaptic density. NCBI's taxonomy places the organism in Eukaryota, Metazoa, Chordata, Mammalia, Carnivora, Phocidae.
AUGCAGAGGGCUGGGGCAGGGGGCCGGAGGGCCUCCGACUGCGGCCCUGCCCCUCACCGGCCCAGGUGCAUCACCAAGUUCGCCCAGUAUGUGGGCUCCUUCCCGGUGGACGACCUGGACACCCAGGAGAGUGUGUGGCUCGUGCAACAACAGCUGUGGGCACUGAAGGAUUGUCCCCGACGCCAGGCCGUCAUCCUGAAAUUCAGCCUUCAGGGCCUCAAGAUCUACAGCGGGGAAGGAGAGGUGCUCCUGAUGGCUCAUGCUCUGAGGCGCAUCCUCUACUCUACCUGGUGCCCAGCUGACUGCCAGUUUGCCUUCAUGGCCCGAAACCCCCAGAGCCCGGCCAGCAAGCUCUUCUGCCACCUCUUUGUGGGCAGCCAGCCUGGAGAGGUCCAGACCCUGCACCUGCUGCUCUGCCGAUCCUUCCAGCUCGCUUACCUCUUGCAGCACCCUGAGCAGCGGGCACAGCCUGAGCCCUGCCUGGGGUCUGCAGGGGACAUGCCCGUGAAGCCACUGUCCAGCCCUGGGGGCCCCCCUGGCCUAGUACGGGAACCCUUCAGCCGUGAUCAGCUCUCACAGAAUGUGCACGCACUGGUCUCCUUCCGGCGGCUGCCAGCAGAGGGGCCUGCGGGCGGUGGGAAGGAGCUGCCAGAGUCAGAAGGCCGACGGGGCACCCGCCAUGCCUGCCUGGGGAAUCCUUACUGCUCGCCCACGCUGGUGCGCAAGAAGGCCAUUCGCAGCAAGGUGAUCCGCUCUGGGGCUUACCGAGGCUGCACCUACGAGACUCAGCUGCAGCUGUCCGCUCGGGAGGCCUUUCCUGCCGCGUGGGAGGCGUGGCCCCGGGGGCCUGGUGGCCCCUCGUGCCUGGUGGAGAGCGAGGGCAGCCUGACGGAGAACAUCUGGGCCUUUGCUGGCAUCUCCAGGCCCAGCGCCCUCGCCCUGCUGCGGAGAGACGUGCUUGGGGCCUUCCUGCUGUGGCCCGAGCCCGGCGCCAGUGGCCAGUGGUGCCUGUCGGUGCGGACACAGUGCGGUGUGGUACCCCACCAGGUCUUCCGGAACCACCUGGGCCGCUACUGCGUGGAGCACCUGCCUGCCGAGUUUGCCAGCCUGGAGGCCCUGGUGGAGCAUCACGCUGGGACCGAGCGCAGCCUCUUCUGCUCCCUGGACAUGGGCCAUCUGAACCCCAGCUACGAAGAUCAGGACUGCGGGUCCGAGGGCAGACCCCCCCGGACACUGCGGCCUCUUGGCCAUGCCAAGUCAGAGGCAGAGCUGCAGGGCCUGGGCUAG